Elgaria multicarinata webbii is the source of this 843-nucleotide messenger RNA. RefSeq names its product MyoD family inhibitor domain containing 2 (gene MDFIC2). The coding region runs from base 1 to 843 and encodes 280 amino acids. Lineage: Eukaryota; Metazoa; Chordata; Lepidosauria; Squamata; Anguidae. The transcript is spliced from 6 exons. The record is from RefSeq and is a predicted model, not a curated record.
AUGGGGGUAAUCAUACCCAAGCACAGCAUAUCUGUGUGCUAUAAUUUACUCAUAAGAGUUAUUAAUACACCUGAACAUAAAAUUGAAUGCAGUGCCAUUGAAAAAACACAUAUGUCAGAAGCAGAAACAGUCAAAGUGAAAAUUAGAACAACACAGAGCUUUGAAAAUGAACAGCAAAAUACUUCGCUGAGAGAAGUAAAGGUGUGGGAAAUGAAGCUUCAUGGCAGUGAGGAUUUUGACUGGGUAUUGAAUUUCAUUACUCCCAACCUUAAAAUAACAACAAUAACAAUAACAAUAACAAUACAAACUGACAGUUGCACCAGCUCCCUUCCUCUGCAAGGUCUCCCUAUCGUCAUUCUGAAUCAAGCAGAUCAUCCAGAAAAUCAUCUAGCAAUUAAAGAUGAGAAACCUAUGAAAGGCAUCAUUCUCAGUUCAGUAUCAGAAUUCAGCAUCACAGAUGUACCAGCAAAGGACACCAAAAAUGAGAGAAAAUUGUCGGAAUCUAGUACAUCUACAUUAUCAUCCCUUAAGAAAUGCAGAACACAAUUCAGCUACCUUGAAGAUGAUGAAAGAGACAGUAAUGAUGAAUGUGCCACACUCAUCCUGGCCUGCUUGUUCUGCCAGUUUUGGGACUUUCUGUUCAUGUUGCCCGAUGUCUGUGAACAUUGGUUGACCAAUGUGUGCUGCCCUUCCCAUAGAUAUCUCCAAACCUCAAGCGACGACCCCAACAACGGUGACUGCAGCUGUGAUUGUGACAUUGACUGCAGCAUCCUUGAGUCUUGUCAUGAAACCAGCGAGUGUCUGGAACUGGCGCUGGAGAUCUCUCAAGUCUGUUAUCACUAA